AGAACUAGAUAAAGCUCUUCCCUUCCCUUCCUUUUUUCUGCUCGAAAAGUCUCUUUAUAUUUUUUCUUAAGCACAGUCACUGGGUGCAAAACAUUAAACAAAGUUUAAUGCCAUUCACCACCAUCUGAUGAGAUUACUCUUUCCAAUCCCCAAAAAAAAAUGGACUGUCUUGCUCUUGCCACCAUCUCAGCCACUUCAUCUGCCUUCUCUGUGAGAAAAAUACUGUUUCCUUCACCAUCAGUUGCAGUAAGAGCAAGAAGUAGCAGAAGAGAAAUAUGGUUUCCUAGGAAAAAUGGGUUCUUGGUUUUGGCUGCAAAAGAAGAAGGACAACCAAAGCUGGACCAGUGGGACCAAAUGGAGCUCAAGUUUGGUCAUUUACUUGGUGAAGACCCCAAACUUACUCUUGCUAAGAUAAUGGCUAGAAAAGAAAACCCGGAUGUUUCAUAUCUUGAAGUUGAGAAAUCAUUUUACAAGAAUAAGGGUAGAGCAGUAGAAAUAAAGGAGGUUCCUUUUGAUGUUUCAAUGAAAAAGAAACCAUCCAAUGUAUUGGAUGGUUUGAAUUUAGUUCGGCCGGUUCCGAAGGAAGGAUUUAAAUUUCAAGAAGAGGAUAAGCCAGUAGCUCCUCCCAAGAUAAAGAAAUCAAACCAACCUGUUGAAAAAGCAAUGGAUAACGCAAAGCGUAGUGUUCCAAAUGUUAUUUUGAGAAAGCCAUCUUUGUAUGUAGAGGAUGAUGUGGAAGAUAGGCCAUCUAGGAAUAGGGUGAAUAUUUUACCAAAUUUAACAUUGAAAAUGGGAAAUGAUCAAAAUAAGGAGAAGUUUAGUGAUAUGACACUAUUGAGAAAGCCACGACCAAUGAGUGUUGAUGAGAAGCCAGAUUCUGGGAAUUUGGGAACUGAAGUUAAUCAUGAUGGUGCUGGAAUGAGGGUUGAAAAAGAAGAAGUUGAGAAUAGAUAUAGUGGUUUUACGCUGUUAAAAAAACCCAAAACUAUGAAGAUUGAGUUCAAAGAGUCUUCAGAAACCGGGGAUGCCUCAUUUGAAGAGGAGCAAGUAGAAGAUAACUACAUAUCAGGAAGGCAGCCAUCGGAGAAGAGCAAUAUUGAGUUCACUGAAGAGGAAGCUGCCCUAGACCAACAAUCUGGUAACAAUUUGGUUGAUUCUGCUGUCAAGAUCUCUAUGGAAGCUGCACUGCAAGGGAAACCAAAGAGAUUAGACCAAUAUGUUGAAGCGACAUCAGCCUCUAGAGUAGAAGAUUUGAAUCUUGUAAAUCCUGAAAAUCUUGGAAAUGCUAAUGAGGAUGUCACUUCCAUAUCACCACUGGAGGAUGCUGAUUGGAAAAGGGCAGAUGAUUUGCUUAGGACAGGAGAUAGAGUAGAAGUUGAGUUAAUUAGCUUCAGCGCAAGAGGUUUCAUUGUAUCUUUUGGCUCUCUGGUUGGAUUUUUGCCAUACCGUAACCUAGCUGCAAGGUGGAAGUUCUUAGCUUUUGAGUCAUGGUUGAAACAGAAAGGCUUGGAUCCAUCACUCUACAAGAAAAACUUAGGAAUAAUUGGAAGCUACAAUGUCCCAGAAAAGAACAGUUCUCUUGAUUCAAGCAUUGUUCCAAAUACAGAUAGAAAAAUUGAGUUAGAAAAUAAGCCGGAUAUGAAGUUAGAGGAUCUUCUUAUGCUAUAUGACCAAGAAAAACUGAAGUUCCUGUCUUCUUUUGUUGGUCAGAAAAUCAAAGUGAACGUGGUUAUUGCUGAUAGAAAAUUGAGGAAACUUGUAGUUUCUCUGAGGCCAAAAGAGAAGGAAGAGUUGGUUGAGAAAAAGAGACAUCUCAUGGCUACACUUCAAAUUGGGGAUGUUGUGAAAUGCUGCAUCAAGAAAGUAACUUAUUUUGGCAUUUUUGUUGAGGUUGAAGGUGUGCCUGCGUUAAUUCAUGCAUCGGAGGUCUCAUGGGAUGCCACUCUGAACCCUGCAUCCUGUUUUAAAGUUGGUCAGAUUGUGGAGGCAAAAGUUCACCAAUUGGACUUUACCCUUCAACGUAUUUUCUUAUCAUUGAAGGAGAUUACACCUGAUCCUCUGAUUGAGACCCUGGAAUCUGUCUUUGGUGGUCGUGCUCCCCGGGAUGGGAGAUUACAAGCAGCAGAAGCCGAUUCUGAGUGGGCUGAUGUUGAAACACUUGUCAAAGAGUUGCAACAAAUUGAAGGGAUCCAGUCUGUAUCUAGAGGCCGCUUCUUUUUGAGUCCAGGUUUAGCUCCCACAUUUCAGGUUUAUAUGGCGUCCAUGUUUGAGAAUCAAUACAAAUUGCUUGCUCGAUCUGGAAACAAAGUACAAGAGGUGAUAGUUCAGGCGUCAUUGAGCAAAGAAGAAAUGAAAUCUACGAUUUUGUCUUGCACUAACAGAGUGGAAUAGUUUUGUGCUGAACUGUAAAUUCCUCUGACCUCCUACCCAGUCUACAAGUUGCCAUAUUUCAGACUGCGACGCUGGACUUUGCCACCACUAGCAAAAAAAAGAAAAAAAAGGGGUUCUGUUCAACAUAUUUUUAUUCUUUACUACUUAUUUUCUGUUUCUUCUUUGUGUGGAUUUGGUUGGGCGAAGAUUUUGCGGUAUUACACAAUCUCUGUUUUGCUGUCACAGGAUGUAUUAGCGUAACUGUUGUACAAAGAUAUUCAAUUAUGGUAUUUUAUUAAUUUUUAUAGAAAAGAUUUAGAA
Populus nigra (black poplar) is the source of this 2691-nucleotide messenger RNA. RefSeq lists its product as uncharacterized. The coding region runs from base 160 to 2391 and encodes 743 amino acids. Gene Ontology annotation, molecular function: nucleic acid binding. Lineage: Eukaryota; Viridiplantae; Streptophyta; Magnoliopsida; Malpighiales; Salicaceae. The transcript is spliced from 14 exons. The record is from RefSeq and is a predicted model, not a curated record.